This is a messenger RNA of Cornus florida, 1123 nucleotides long. RefSeq names its product protein S40-7-like. The transcript has a single exon. The record is from RefSeq and is a predicted model, not a curated record. Lineage: Eukaryota; Viridiplantae; Streptophyta; Magnoliopsida; Cornales; Cornaceae. The coding region runs from base 16 to 906 and encodes 296 amino acids.
UCGGUCAGUAGGUAAAUGGAAAAUGUGUGGCAUAUAAUAAGUGGAAUCUUCAGGUUGCAAACAAGCCACCUUAAUGUGUCGGUCCUCAUUUUUCUCAACAACCAAACAAUGCCAUCCCCUCUCUCCCAUUCUCCAGUAAAUCAUUUUCCUUCUCUUUCCCUCGAGAAAAUAGAAAAGAAAAUGAGACAGAAGAUUCAAACCAACCCCAACGCUAAUAAUCUCAUCACCAUGGAACGAGAUUCACAGUCAACCAUUUCCUCUCUCCACAACAACACCUCCUCUUCUUCAACCAUCCGAUUCCUCGGCCUUCUCAAACAACCGGAUUCCGAUCCCGACCCGUUCGAGCUCGACGAGAGCGACGUCAUUUGGUCCUCCUCCGAUCUCUCGGAUUCCGGCAGCGUACACACGCAUUCUCCGCCGACUGUGUCCAAUUCUCCGACGAACCUCCGCCGCCUCUACAACCACAACAGCAACCACCACCACCAAUUCCAUCCGCAGAAGUCCGGCCUCUCCGCAGCGUUAUCCGACGACCAGCACCCUCUGGUCCGUCGCAAGCCGACUCUGGACCCGUUCCUGUCGGCCGCCGCAAAGGCGAUUCCGCCGGUGCCACGGUCGGAGGUUUUCGCCGGACACCACCACUACAACCACCACCAAUCGGCUCCGGUGAACGUGCCGAUUUGGCCGAAGAAGAUCGGGAAUUUCGGAGGAGGUGAAUUGAGGCAUGUGGAUGAAGUGGACGACGACGACGUGAAGGAGGAGGAGGAGAUGGUUCCGCCGCACGUGAUCGUGGCGAGGUCGCACGUGAUGACGUUCUCGGUGUUGGAAGGCGUCGGCCGGACGCUGAAAGGGAGGGACUUGCGUCGUGUUCGAAAUGCGGUGUUUCGGCAGACAGGUUUUAUUGAUUAAAAUUAAAACCUAAUUUGAUUUUGUAAUCCGUCUAAUUCUCUGACAUUAAUUAUUAUUAUAUUUCGAUAUGAAAUUAUGAAUAUUUUAGCUACUGUCAUUGGGUAUAAUUAUGUUAAAAUGACAGUAGUGCUAUUUUGAUCGAAAAUUUAUACGGUAUUAAGAUUUUGACAUAGUUCCGUUAGAAUAUUAAAUUUGAGAAUUAUUGUUCUUAUAUUAA